Messenger RNA from Schistosoma haematobium, 1818 nucleotides. RefSeq lists its product as uncharacterized. Gene Ontology annotation, molecular function: G protein-coupled receptor activity. NCBI's taxonomy places the organism in Eukaryota, Metazoa, Platyhelminthes, Trematoda, Strigeidida, Schistosomatidae. Gene Ontology annotation, biological process: G protein-coupled receptor signaling pathway. The record is from RefSeq and is a predicted model, not a curated record. The coding region runs from base 1 to 1818 and encodes 605 amino acids. The transcript is spliced from 2 exons. Gene Ontology annotation, cellular component: membrane.
AUGCAGGUCAAAACAACUAGUGUAACAGCAGUAUCCGCAUCAUGUAUCAUUUAUCCUACAACAACCCAUCGUGGUAAUAUAAAUACAGCAAUUAAAUUAAAUUAUUUAACAUGGAUUACAGCCUUUAUAUUAGCUAGUCCAUUGGUUUAUUUUUCACAUAUUACUCAAUUAAAUCAUUUACAAUGUACUGAAAAAGCUAAUAAUCCUACAAUACAAAAAUUAAAAGUAUUUUAUUCCUUAGCUGCAUUAAUUAUACAAUAUAUGACACCAUUAAUAAUUGUUAUUAUUGUAUAUUAUCGUAUUUGUUUAAGUAUACGUGAUCGUAAAUUAAGGGCAAUUCAAAAAAUAUGCUUAUCACAAAUUAUACAUAAACAAAUUCAUGAACAAUAUCAUAAAGAAGAAAAUAUAUUAUAUACAAAAGAGAAUAGAAUUCCCUAUACUAAAACACAGAUUCACCCCCACCACCAACACUACCCCCAUCUCCAACCCCACCCACACAAUUAUAAUGAUAAUGUUUAUUGUUUAAAUAAUAAUCAACAAAUUAAUAAAUCACCACAGAAACAAGAUAUGAUUUUAUCCCCUAUACCAACGAUAUCUAUAACAUCACAAAAAGAAGCAAUUGAUCGUAGACAUCGUAAAGCUAUUAUAUUAUCCACAGUAAUUGCUAUUAUAUUUUGUUUAAGUUGGUUACCAAUUAAUACAAUGAAUGUCAUAAGUGAUAUACGUGAAUUAAUUAUUAUAAGUAGUAUUGAUAUAGCAAUUAAAAAUUUGAAAAUUAAUGAAUAUGAUCAUAGCAACAACAAUAAUAGUAAUAGUAAUAAUACAAGAGAUAGUGAUAUAACUAUCGCAUCGGAUUCAAUGAUACAACAUUCAACAACCAAUUUAAAAGCAAUUAAUCAAAUUAUGAGUAUUGAAGCUAAUAAUAUUAAUGCUAUCACAGUCAUUAUAACACAAGCAUUAUGUUUAUUAUUAAUAUUAAGUUCAGCUUGUUUAAAUCCCAUAUUAUAUGGUUGGUUAAAUAAAACAUUUCGUAUGGAAUUUUAUCAAGUAUUACGUAUUCAUUCAUCUCUAUUACAUAAUAUGAAAUCAUCUAAUAAAAAUAAUUCAUUGGAUAUAAGUAUAAAUAAAAAUCAUUUAAAUCAUGAUAAUGAUUUGAUUGAGAAAACAAUUGAAGAAAACCUAGAUCAUCACCAUCAUCAUCAUCAUCAACAUCAGCAACAACACCACCACCACCAACAUCAUCACCAUCACUAUCAUCAUGGUGAACAGCCUCAGCAACAACAACAACAACAUCCUUAUCAAUUAUCAAAUGAUCAUAUGAAUAAAGUAAGAAUUGAAUAUAAUAGAUCAUUAACACCAACACAAGAUUCAUGUACUUUAUUUUCAUUAUUUACAUCAAAAUCAAUUGAAUUGAAUUCAACGCCAAAUUCAACGCAUAGUGGUAGUAUUAACAAUACUCCUAAAAAUUCCAUUACUAAUACUAACUAUAGUAUGAAUAAUAAUAAUAGUAAUGGUAAUGAUUUCUUGAUGAAAUAUAUUCAAUUGAAGAAUGAUGAAUUAUUCAAUGAAGAUCAAAUUUCAGAAAAGAUCAUUCAUGAACGUGAAUUCUAUCAGAAAUUAGAUCUAGAUCAUCAUUUAAUUAAUAUUACUAAUACUAAUAUAAAUAAGGAUACAAGAAGCUGUUUUGUAUUGAAUAGUAAUGACAAGGAUAACGAUGAUGAUGAUGAGGAUGAUGAUGAAUGUGAUGUGAUUCCAGAGACAGAUAGUAAUAUUGAUUUAGCAAAUCUUAGAUAUUUACCAGAUAUAACGUCGAUUUAA